Sorex fumeus (smoky shrew) is the source of this 465-nucleotide messenger RNA. It is a transcript of the gene LEAP2, whose product is annotated as liver enriched antimicrobial peptide 2. The record is from RefSeq and is a predicted model, not a curated record. Gene Ontology annotation, biological process: defense response to bacterium; antimicrobial humoral immune response mediated by antimicrobial peptide. The transcript has 3 exons. Bases 40 to 273 code for a protein of 77 amino acids. Lineage: Eukaryota; Metazoa; Chordata; Mammalia; Eulipotyphla; Soricidae.
GCCCCCUGGCUUUCAAGUUCCAACAUCCCCUCUGUCAAGAUGUGGUUCCUCAAACUCUUUGCAGUGCUCAUGCUCAGCCUACUGCUCUUGGGCCAGGUAAAUGGCUCCCCAGUACCAGAACUGAGUGCUUCAAAGAUAAGGAUUCGAAGAAUGACACCGUUUUGGAGAGGAGUUUCCCUCAGGCCCAUUGGAGCUUCCUGUCGGGAUGAUUCUGAGUGCAUCACAAAACUAUGCAGAAAAAGACACUGUUCUCUAAGUGUGGCCCAGGAAUGAAGGACAGCCCAGGAACAGUGAACAGCACUCACGACAAUGCUCCGUUCUAUGGAAUAUUGACUAACCAUUCUAGAUGGAGACAAAGUGAAGCCGUCUUGUGUUUUUAAUAUUUAAAGACAGAUGUAUGCCUUAAAUUGGUCUCCGUUCCUUCUUAACAUGUUGAUAUGUAGAUAAACUUAACUAACUUUGUCA